AUGCAGGGCGAGAUAUCCGCACUUGAGAAUGCUGGCAGGCUUCCAGCAUCAGCAUACGAGGGCUCAACCAUGUACACAACCCUUUCGCCUUGCGACAUGUGUACUGGCGCCUGCAUCUUGUACAAGGUGAAGCGAGUUGUUAUGGGCGAGAACAACACCUUUGUCGGUGGCGAAGAUCACCUGAAGUCCAAGGGCAUCGAGGUCAUCAACGUUAAGAGUGCCGACUGCGAGGCGUUGAUGAAGAAAUUCAUCGCUGAAAACCCGGCUUCUUGGAACGAAGACAUUGGCGAGCCGUAA
This is a messenger RNA of Geosmithia morbida, 297 nucleotides long. Its product is annotated as cytosine/creatinine deaminase. Gene Ontology annotation, molecular function: catalytic activity. NCBI's taxonomy places the organism in Eukaryota, Fungi, Ascomycota, Sordariomycetes, Hypocreales, Bionectriaceae. Bases 1 to 297 code for a protein of 98 amino acids. The record is from RefSeq and is a predicted model, not a curated record. The transcript has 2 exons.